AUAUGUUGGGAUCAAUUGAAUUCGAUUUAUUGUAUUGCCGUGAGCGAAGACAACUCAAAAUUAGACUUAUUAGGGCAAAGCCACCAAACUGACCACAAGUUAAAAAAAUAUCUGCAGAACUUGAUCUCAAUGGACAAAAAUGGUUUCUCGGAUCCAUACGUCAAAUUACACCUUAUUCCUGGUGCAGCCAAGGCAACCAAGUUAACUAGUAAAACAAUCGAAAAAACACUGAAUCCAGAAUGGAAUGAGGAUUUCACUUAUCAUGGUAUUAGUGAAGAUGAUAAAUUGAAAAAAUCUCUCCGAAUUACUGUGCUAGAUCGUGAUCGUAUUGGAGCUGAUUUCCUUGGUGAAACUCGGGUACCAUUAAAGAAAUUGCCCAUUGAUCAGAUCAAGCAUUUCAGUUUGUGUUUGGAACGAGCUAUGCCUGUUGAUAAAAAUGAAAGUACCACCGAACGAGGCAAAAUAUUGCUUGGAUUAGUUUAUAAUGUUCAACAAGGAUCAUUAUUUGUUGAAAUUAAAAGGUGUACAGAAUUGGUAGGAAUGGAUCCGACGGGUUUUUCAGACCCAUAUGUAAAAUUGACAUUAACUCCACUUACGAGUAAAUCGCACCGACAAAAGACGUCGAUAAAAAAAAGGACCUUAAAUCCUGAAUUUAAUGAGACUCUUGCUUUCGUGGUACCAUUCAAAGAUUUGCCGACGAAAACGCUUCAAGUCGGAGUAUACGAUCACGAUGUUGGCAAAUCUGAUGAUUAUAUAGGAGGAAUAUUGUUAUCAGCUUCAGCAAAAGGUGACCGACAAAAGCAAUGGAUAUAUUGUAUGCAAAAUCCAGGAAGUCCAUGUGAAUACUGGCAUGAACUCGAACUUGAGCAAUGA
Molecule: messenger RNA, 873 nt
Organism: Dracunculus medinensis (Guinea worm)
Lineage: Eukaryota; Metazoa; Nematoda; Chromadorea; Rhabditida; Dracunculidae
Source: the annotation of a GenBank genome assembly